Messenger RNA from Serpula lacrymans var. lacrymans S7.9, 1513 nucleotides. RefSeq lists its product as uncharacterized. The coding region runs from base 290 to 1348 and encodes 352 amino acids. NCBI's taxonomy places the organism in Eukaryota, Fungi, Basidiomycota, Agaricomycetes, Boletales, Serpulaceae. The record is from RefSeq and is a predicted model, not a curated record. The transcript is spliced from 3 exons.
GUGACCGGCAUCGAACUUGGUUACAACUCAAAAGUACACAACAAAGCCACAUCUUAGCAUGAGCCUAACUGGUAACCUCAGGAGCGUUCAUUUACCUCUAAAGGACCUCGUCAAAUGUGCAGUUUGUAGCAAAAAAAAGGACCUGAGGCUAUGUUCAUCUUGCGGAGAGCAAACAUACUGCUCCGCCGAAUGUCAAAAGAAUGACUGGCCCACCCACAAGACCAGUUGUGGUACGGUAUUUCCCCCUUCCUGCAUCUUGAUCUAGCAAACCCUAAGAGCUUAGUGUCACAUGCACAAAGACAAGCCAAUGCACCCUGCAACGCUUCACAAAAUCGUCAACACUCCAAACCCAAAUGUACAUCCGACGCAGCUACCAGAUGGUUCAGUCGCUAAAGCGGUUAUACUGGGUGAUCCCCAGCCCCUAACUCAGAUCGGCGCACCUAGCUGGUGGCCUUCUGCACUCUCAGACAAUGUUCGAGGCAAGAUGAUGCGCAGGUUCCUGCGUGAGGGCUAUCUUCCACACAUACUCAUAGCUGUCUGUCUUGGGCUACUCGCAGAAGUAUACACGACGACAUCAGGUUUGAGAUAUGGGAAACAACGUCGUGUGCGCCUCCGUCAACACACCUCGCCUAUUUCAGAUUUUGGUAUUGCUUAUGGCUCUGCACGGGUUACAGCCCAAGAUAAACUUGCUUAUCUUUAUCUUUCGGAUGGCUCUAUGGUCAAGGGUCAGGAUCCUGACAAUCACUACUGGUUGUACUUCACUACAGUUCGAGGGCAGGAAUUUAUACUUGAAUGCGGGAUGUUCACAUUCAAUAUGUCCCAGAUUAUCGCCAGCCAGCCAUAUCUUUCCGCCAACGAUCCCUCUAUGCCCUUCGUACCUGCAUUUUUCCGGGAUAGGAUGAUACAAAAGAAUACUCCUGAGCUGCAUCGUGAGCGGAAGCGUUUCUCUGUUUUGCGAAACCCUGCUCUGCAGCGAGCUGUCGCAAACAGUGAAACAGGGUUUACUGCGCAAGAUCUGCAGGCCAUCACAAGCUUCUUUCAGACCGUGUCCGGCAAGAUCCCUUCCGAAAGCGAUAAAGAUGUUCUCCAGGCCUUCAUGUUGCACAGCUGUCGUGCUUUUGCAGACGUUAUAGAAAGUGGUAGAUGGAAGGGCUUCCCUGUUGAGCCUGUGUUGGCUAUCGAAGCGGAUCCUGGAGAACUAGACGACAUAGACGACAGCAGCGAGGAGUGGUGGCAAUACCUGCAAAAUUGGAAGAAAAUGAAGAAAUCGGGGAAAGUUGGCGAGGAGACGAUGAGGCAAGCAUUUCUCGAUUGGGAACGAAAGAAUGGCAGAAAAAAACGAAGCUAAUGGAUGAGUAGCGAAAAUCCAUUGACCCCGCUUCUUGUCAGUUAUAUAUUUUUUGAUUCUGUAUCCCUCUAAAAAUGUAAGUUGAGUGUAGCAUAGGUGUGUCAUGUUUUGGUUGUAUACUAUAAAGUGACUAGUAUAAUAAAAUAUGAAGCUUUUCGCUAUUCU